UGCUUCCCCCUCCCCACCCCUCACGCGCACGCGCAUCUUCGCCGCCGCGUCUCGGAGGCGUCGCCUUUCGCAGCUGUCAGUGGAAAUGGGACACUGAGACUGAUCUAAAGUGACUUGUCCUGGGAUAUUGAGACUUGCCAGAGCAGAGAUUAAAGAGCAAUUAUGGAAAACAAAGAAGGUGAUGUUGAGAAUGCCAAGAUAAGAGGUUCAAGUGCGGCAGAAGAUGGCUGUGCUAUCCAGCUGCCGGGUCACGAAGAACUUAUGUUUCAUGAAGAAACAAUUGAUCUUGGUGGAGAUGAGUUUGAGUCUGAAGAAAAUGAGACCAUCUCAGAAGAUUCUAGUAACUUCAUAGAUAAACUUAAUGAGCAGAUGAUGGAGAGUGUUGUUAUAUCAGAUUCUCCAAAUAAUAGUGAAGAUGAUGCUGGCGAUCUUGGUUGUCUUCAAGAAAUUGUAAAACAAAUGGACAUGAAAGACCUUCGUCCACCAGAAGAAGAGCUGGAGGAAAAGGCAAUUAGCAAAGAGAGUAAAACUGAACUUGAAGGCACUCCUAAAGUUAUUUCUGAUAGUGGAAUUGGCGAUCAACCUCCUUUGAAAGAAGAGUUGGUUCAGGAAUCAGCAGAAAAUGAAUUGAAAGUGGAAAGUGAUGAGCUGCUUAACUCUGCAUCAAACAGUAUUGAUGAAUGCAAAUCUGAGGAGCAGAUAUCUUCCUCACUUGCCGACAAAUCACCCGUCAACCCUGAGCCUAUCCCUGUGUGUACAAUUUUCAGCCAAGGAAGUCACAUGAAUGGUCAGCAGCAGUUCCUGCAUGAUGGCUUUGAGCCUCAGAUGGUGAAGUCGCCUAGCUUAGGUGGUAUAAGCGACUCCCAUAAAACUCUUCCACAGGUGGUUCAACCUAGUCCCAGCCUAAAAGUUUUUGGUGAAGCCAUUAAUACUAAUACUCUAGCUUCUGAUUUUUUCGAUUCAUUUACCACAUCCUCUUUUAUUUCUGUCAGUAACCCUAAUGCGAGCUCUUCUGUACCAGAACAAAUGUCUUCUCUUGUAACAGCUGGGGAGUUCCAUGACUCUGCCAGCCACAAAUACUCUGUUAAAAAUGGACGGUCUGAAGCUGGGAGGUCUGCAUCUUCUCCAGAAAUUUCACAGUCUCCAAAGCCAUUUUCCCAGAUCCAAGCUGUUUUUCAAGGUGGUGACGAUCCUUUUGCAUCUGUGCUGAAUAUGAGUGAGGUAGACAGGAGAAACGAUGCUUGGCUUCCUAGUGAUGCAACUAGGAAUGUUUUGAUCUCAGUAGCAACUCAGCAGUACAGUAAUGUUUUCAUAGACAAGGAAAAUCUCACAAUGCCUGGAUUAAAGUUUGACAACAUUCAGGGUGAUGCAGUAAAAGACUUAAUGCUUCGCUUCCUUGGUGAGCAGUCUGCAGCAAAAAGACAAGUUUUAAAUGCCACCUCUGUGGAACAGUCUUUUGUGGGUUUAAAACAACUGAUAAGCAGCAAAAACUGGAGAGCAGCCGUUGACCUAUGCGGACGGCUUCUGACUGCCCACGGUCAAGGCUAUGGCAAAAAUGGCCUGCCCACAAGUCAUACAACAGACUCUCUGCAGCUUUGGUUUGUAAGACUUGCACUCCUGGUGAAACUGGGUCUCUUCCAAAACGCUGAAAUGGAAUUUGAACCAUUUGGAAAUCUAGACCAGCCUGAUCUAUAUUACGAGUAUUACCCCCAUGUAUACCCAGGACGCAAAGGUUCCAUGGUUCCUUUUUCCAUGAGGAUUUUGCAUGCUGAACUUCAGCAGUACCUCGGAAAUCCUCAAGAGUCACUUGAUAGACUGCACAGUAUGAAAACAAUCUGCACAAAGAUAUUGGAUAACUUGGAAUGUGGCUUUGCAGAAGAUGGAAGCAUGACUAACAUUACCCAAGAGAACAGGCAAGCCUCCGUUCAGCUGUGGAGGUCACGUCUGGGCCGGGUGAUGUACUCUACGGCAAACUGCCUGCUAAUGAUGAAGGACUAUGUGCUUGCUGUGGAGACAUAUCACACAGUCAUCAAAUAUUACCCGGAGCAAGAGCCUCAGCUGUUGAGUGGAAUUGGGAGGAUAUUCCUGCAGAUUGGAGACAUAAAAAUGGCUGAAAAGUAUUUUCAAGACGUCGAGAAAGUGACUCAGAAAUUGGAUGGGCUGAAGAACCAAAUUAUGGUUUUAAUGAACAGAGCAUUCCUCCAUCUUGGUCAGAAUAACUUUGCAGAAGCUCACAAAUUCUUCACAGAGAUUUUGAAGCUUGACCCAUCCAAUGCUGUGGCUAACAACAAUGCCGCAGUUUGUCUGCUUUAUCUGGGGAAACUGAAGGAGUCCCUCCGGCAGCUGGAAGGAAUGGUUCAGCAGGACCCUAAGCACUACCUCCACGAGAGCGUCCUGUUCAAUUUGACAACCAUGUACGAACUCGAGUCCUCUCGCAGCAUGCAGAAGAAGCAGGCUCUGCUUGAAGCUGUCGCUCUCAAGGAGGGCGACAGCUUCAACACUCAGUGUCUCAAGUUAGGAUAAGCCUACCCUUUUUCUUUUUCUUUUUUUGGAAAGGAUCGUUUCAGAAGUUGUACAUACUCCUGCUAAUCUGUAAAUGUUCUUCGAGCUAGAGCAAUAAAAAGCUUUUUAAUUAUGA
Molecule: messenger RNA, 2638 nt
Organism: Lacerta agilis (Sand lizard)
Lineage: Eukaryota; Metazoa; Chordata; Lepidosauria; Squamata; Lacertidae
Gene: TRAPPC12
Product: trafficking protein particle complex 12
Cellular component (GO): TRAPP complex; Golgi apparatus
Molecular function (GO): protein binding
Source: RefSeq, a predicted model, not a curated record